GCUUGGCGUCAUGGCGGAGGGGGAGGAGGCGAUGAGCCAGGACGACUGGAAGGAGAGGUGUACGGUUCUGGAGGCGCUGCUGCUGAAGUUCAGGGUCCAGAUCGUUAAGAUUCGGGAGCUCACCGCUGACAAGAUUCAGCAACUGGAGACACAGGUGAUUGAUGCAGAGAAGCGAGCGUUUGCUGCGAACCAGCAGGUGAAGUGGAUGGAGGAGAAGCUGAAGGCACCAGACGGCCAGGGCGGCGACUCUGAGAUGCGUUUGUUUCAGCAGUGCCAGGAGCUGCAGGCCUCGGUGCAGGAGAAGGAGGAGGUGAUCGGCCAUCUGGAGCAGCAGCUGGAGGAGCAGAAACAGACUCGAGUCCAGGACGCCAGGACGGUGGAGGAGAAAGCAGCCAAGAUCAAGGAGUGGGUGAUGCUCAGGCUGUCAGAGUUUGAGGUGGAGAACGCAGCAUUAAGAGAAACCAACAAGCAGCAGGAAGCCCAGAUCUCAGAGCUGCAGAAACAAGUGCAAGCCUUUGAGCAGAGGUACGUCAGUGACCGAGGAGUCCUGUGCACGCCUAGCGAGGCGCAGCGUCUCAGCAGCCUCACGUUUGGCUGCUUUCAGGUGAGGGGCAAAAACCCUCAGGUCCUUACCGGGCCGGCACCAUCCCAGAGGACCCUCUGCACACAGGAGGAGAUGGAAACGCUCGUCGACGCGACUCAGAGGAGCGUUAAACCCUCAGCCUCCCCGGACGCCGGCGCUGACGUCCACAGACUCGUGAUUUCCUCACGGGAGGACAGCAACGCGCCGAAGAAAAGCCCUGAAAAUGCGUGCGGACCUAAGUCCCACAGGCGGUCGCGUCUGCUGCCCAGCGCUGCUUCAGAGGGGGAAGGAGUGUGUGAGGGCCCUGUGGGGGUCUCCGGGUUCAGCCGGCCCUGCAGCGAGAACUACCUCACCGCUUCGGAUGACAGCAGCUCUCUGUUUGACGAUGACAUGCAGCGUGCCGAGCGACCCGUUUUCGGACUGGUAGGAGCGGCAGACACGGCGCCAGGAGGUUUGGGCGCGGGGUCGGAGGGGAGCAAGGCGAAGCUGGAGGACUGCACCUCCGAGGAGCUCAACCAAAGGUUCCAGUCCCAGAGGCUGGACUCCUCGUCGUCUUCCAGCGAGCCGACCACACCCAGCCCCAUCCUCACCCCAGCCCUGACGCCGAAGCGGCCCAACGCGCCCCGGGACCCCACGGACAACCCGGCGUCCCCCAAACAGCCCCGCCUGAGGACCCCCGCAGGGUGCGGCUCGCUGAACGCGCCUCUGGCGAAGAAACACCUGAGCCAGCCGCCUGUCGGCAGCGAGGCGGCGCACGGCCAAACCCGCAACGCCCUCAGCAUGUUCCGCCCCCUCCGGCCGCAGGAGACCGACCUGGACCGUCACCUGGAGGACGGCAUGGAGACAGGAAGGGACACGCCUCCCCAGAUCCCUCCCCUCUCCCCAGCGCCCCACUCGGUGUCGGCCUUACAGACCUCGUCCAGGUCAGAGGCCGGUUCUGAGAGGGCUGACGGUGACGGCUCCGGGCCCUGCAAACCCCCCACCCCUCCCCUACACAGACUCCCCUCCUGGGAAAGUCGUAUCUACGCUGUCGCUAAAUCGGGGAUCAGACUGUCCGACACGUCCUGUUCGGGUCAUCCCAGCAGAGACCCCUCUCUGCAGGCCUCCUAUCCCGCCUUCGUCAUGUACACGUCGCUCAUCUAUAAGAACAUGACGACCCCAGUUUACACGACGGUGAAAGGGAAAGCCACCCUGCUGAGCAGCAGUCCCUUCUCAGACGAGUCCUCCAGCUCCGAGGAGUCCUCCAGCUCAGGAGAGGAGGACGGCUCCGUCUGCAGCUCCCAAGCUUCCUCGGACUCCAGGAAGGACAGCGGCCCGGGAAGCCCGCGGUCCCUCAAAAGAGCCGUGUCCGUGGCCUCCAUGACGUCAGAGAGCGACUAUGCCAUCCCUCCUGAUGCCUAUUCCACGGACACAGAGUGCUCUGAACCUGAGCAGAAGCUGCCCAAGACCUGCACUUCAGCCGCCGACAACGGCAAGAGUGAGCCGAUGGAGAAGUCGGGCUAUCUGCUGAGAAUGGUUAAAACUUGGAAGAAAACCUGGAAGAGACGCUGGUUCGUCCUCAAAGAUGGAGAGCUGCUCUACUAUAAGUCACCAAGUGACGUGAUCCGAAAGCCUCAGGGUCAGAUCGAAGUCAACGCGAGCAGCAGCAUCACCCGUGGAGACGGCAAGCAAGUUCUUCAGAUCAUGACUGGGAAGCAUGUUUAUUACCUGAAAGCGGACUCUCCCAACCUGCUGGAGGAGUGGCUGCGGGUCCUGCAGAGCGUCCUGAGGAUGAAGGCUGCGAGUCCUCUCUUCACCCAGCCGGAUAUUCGCCCCAUCAUGAAGGGACUGCUCAUCAAGGUGAAGCACGGCUAUUCCAAGCGGGUCUGGUGUGCUCUGAUUGGCAAAACGUUGUACUACUUCCGCGGCCAAGAGGACAAGUUCCCUCUGGGUCAGAUUAAGCUGUGGGAGGCCCGGGUCGAGGAGGUGGACAGGUCAAAUGAGUCGGACGAGGAGCUGAAAGCUUGUGGGCGGGGCUUAGAGACGGCUCCAUUCACGAUCGCCGUACACCCUCAAGAGCAAAGUCCGACUUACUUGCUAAUUGAGUCCAACCAUGAGAAGGAUUCGUGGCUGUACCAUCUGUCCGUGGCCGCCGGUACCACGGUGGGCAACGUCGGCACCGAGUUUGAGCGGCUGGUGGGAAAACUCUUCCAGCUGGACGGGGAUCCAAAUUCUCAGAUCUGGAGACAUCCGACGCUGUGUUUCAGUAAGGAGGCUCUCUCCUCUCCUCUCACCACUCUGCCCUCUCAGGCCCUGCAGACAGAGGCUGUCAAGCUGUUCAAGACCUGUCAGCUGUUCAUCAACGUGGCCAUCGACGCUCCGGCCAUCGACUACCACGUCUCUCUGGCUCAGAGCGCUUUGCAGGUGUGCCUGACCCACCCGGAGCUUCAGAACGAGUUCUUCUGCCAGCUCAUGAAGCAGACCCGCAUGAAGCAGCCGCAAGGCCAGGCGGGCCCUCUGCAGGGUUGGCAGUUCCUGGCUCUCUGUGUCGGUCUGUUUCUGCCUCAGCAUCCGUUCCUCUGGCUGCUUCAGCUUCACCUGAAGAGACAUGGAGACUCCAGGACCGAAGUGGGAAAGUAUGCCAUCUACUGCCAGCGCUCUUUAGAGCGGACCCAGCAGAAGGGUGAGAGGCAGGCCCGGCCGUCCCGUAUGGAGAUUCUGUCGAUCCUACUGAGGAACCCGUAUCACCACUCUCUGCCUUUCAGCGUCCCCGUGCACUUCCUCAACAACACAUAUCAGGUGGUGAGCUUUGAUGCUUCAACAACUGUAGACGAAUUCCAGAGUCGCCUCAACCAGGACACGGGUAUGAGGAAGACUGGUCUUUCUGGUUUCAGCCUGUACACCGAUGAUCCCACCGGAAGAGAACUGGAACAUUGUUUGUCUGGAGGCAUUAAGAUUUGUGAUAUUCUCUCCAAAUGGGAGCAGGCGUCUAAAGAGCAGCAUUCUGGGAAGUCUGAAAACACCAGAACAGUCCGCCUUACCUACAAGAACAGGCUUUACUUCUCUCACCAGAUGAGAGGGGAGUCAGAGAGGGAGCGGUUGCUGCUAGCUUACCAGACCAAUGAAGCCAUCAUAGCUGGACACUUUCCCAUCAACAAGGAACUGGCUCUGGAAAUGGCAGCCUUGCUCGCUCAGGUGGAGUUUGGAGAUUUUGAACGCUCCUUUGCCUCGGGAUCGGCUCAAAGUAAGUCCAAUCAGACUUUGAAACAAGUGUUGGACAGAUUCUACCCUAAACACUACCGCAGGACCUCGCCUGAGGAGCAACAAAGACAACUGAUGCAACGUCUAUCUGCCCGCUGGGCCUCCCUAAAGGGGCGGAGUUCAUCUGAGUGCGUCAGGAUCUACCUGACCGUUGCCAGAAAAUGGCCGUUUUUCGGUGCUAAACUGUUCCAGGCAGAGACUACAUCUCCCUCUCCUGAGUCGGGUCAGAGUGUUUGGCUGGCGGUGCAUGAAGACGGGAUCAGUGUCCUGGAGCGCAGCUCCAUUAAACUGCUGGUGACCCACGCCUACAAGAACCUGGUGACUUUCGGAGGCUGCAAGGAGGACUUCAUGCUGGUGGUGGGCCACAGCGCCGGUACGAACGCCAGCAAAGACAAACCCGCGGAGAAGCAUCUGUUCGCGAUGGACUUCUCCAAGAUCAGGGAAAUCACCCUCCUCGUCUCCAGUUACAUCAACAGCGCUCACCAGCAGAAGGCCGCCGCCCACCACCUGUCCGCCCCGGCUCUGAUGGCGGCCCAGCCCGUCAGCCUGAAGAGCAAAGAGCUACGGAGCAAAUCCCCGCCGGCGCUGGGACGGCCCAGCAAGGCCCCCACGCUGCUCUGAUGGACGCCGAACAAACACCCCGACGUUGUUCUAACAUGAAAAAUCAGCUUCGUUUUGCAACUCAGGCUCGGUUAUUUGUGCAAAUAGAUGGUCGCUUCAGUUCCUGCUGAGAAUGACGGGCAAAAAAAAAAUAAAGGAACCGUUUGGUAUACUUCAGUAUUACAGAGCAGCUGAGUGGAAACCAGACCUCUGCACUGUGAAACCUACUUAGAGUACAGUAGGUUUUAUCAUCUGCUCUAAGUAGAUGUUUGCUUGUGAAAGAAGGUAAUGGUAUUUAUAAGUCUGUUUGCAUUUUUUUUUAUUUUCAAUACAGAUAAGGAAAAGUGAAGCAAUUUUAAGAUACUAUCUAUGUGUUAAAAAUCCAUCUCCUUAAUAAAAUUGAUCAAUCUGGUGUCAACCAAUGACU
This is a messenger RNA of Fundulus heteroclitus (mummichog), 4850 nucleotides long. RefSeq names its product pleckstrin homology domain containing, family H (with MyTH4 domain) member 2 (gene plekhh2). Gene Ontology annotation, cellular component: cytoskeleton; cytoplasm. Bases 11 to 4444 code for a protein of 1477 amino acids. Gene Ontology annotation, biological process: negative regulation of actin filament depolymerization. The transcript is spliced from 29 exons. Lineage: Eukaryota; Metazoa; Chordata; Actinopteri; Cyprinodontiformes; Fundulidae. The record is from RefSeq and is a predicted model, not a curated record. Gene Ontology annotation, molecular function: actin binding.